GAUGGAUCUACGAGGUGUAACACAAUGGAGCUCUACAGCCGUUGGCGCAAGGAUGUUUCCCCGAUAUGGUAGGUCUUCGCUGCUACGCGUGCCCCGUCCUUGCUCCAUAAUAUCAUUUGAAGAUCCGGAAUGCCAAGCGACAUCUUAAUAGCUCACCUCCACGAUUUUUUUUUCUUCCUUUACACUUCCUCUUUGAGAGAGGAUGGGGAAAAACCCGGUGCUUUCUUGACCCUCUUUUCAUUACUUUCUUUUCUUCUUUUCGAUGCUAUGGGAAAUUGUUUAUUGUGCUGAUUUAUUUCUUUUGUUCAAGCCGGAACUGGAUUUCGCACGGGUCGAUGAAUGGUCAGACGUGUUCACGCCUCUUUACUUUCGAAACGGGGAUUUUUUUUGGGGACCUUGUGAUGAAUUAGGCGCACGUUGAGUGAAGCUGGUCUACACGAACGUUGCGUUAAAGUAGGGGGACCAAGAAAGAGAUUGGACAGUGAACUAUGGCGCCGACCUCUAGGAUACAGAGACGACAAACGGAUGUUGGACGUCCCGAUGGACUGGUGGAGAAGGAGAGGCAGACACGUGACGCAUCGUGUACGAAGAGAUGGCUGAGGUUCAGGUGCAAGAAGAAGAGUUUGGAAGUGAAUGUUUCAUUACAAGGACCUCCUACCGAAAACAACUCAAGCACCGCUCAUACGUCUUCUGGAAGCGACAUCAAGGGUGAAUCAAGCCAAGAACCAGCGAGCGAACCUUUCUCUGCUGGGGAGCUAUUGAAGAGGACCUUCUGGGACCUGCUGGGCGGGGAUGGGAGUGAUGACGAGAGUGGGGAUGCGGAUGAGAGUGAGGAUGAGGACGACAGCCGGAACCAUGUCGAUUUUGGCGUGCCUCUUUCUGAUCCUCUAUCGCAACUUCUCUCUCAUCCACUUCCCUUACCAUCAUUGAUACCAAACCCAAUUGCUGCUCUUAUACCACGACCGCCACCAGAAUCGUCUCCUCCACCAGCCGCCCCCCCUGUUACCUCGUCUCCUCCACCAGCCGCCCCUCCUGCUACCUCGUCACCACCACCACCGCCUCCUGCAGCAUCUCCUGCAGCGCCUCCUGCGGCAUCUCCUGCAGCAUCUCCCGCAUCUCCUGCGGCAUCUCCCUCUCAAUCGCAUGUUCCGCCUUCCAUCUCUAUUCCUCCACGAACAUCCCCCACAGACGGGAUAUCCGAAAAUCUUGGAGCUCCUUCGCCUUCCACGACAAGACCUCCUGGAUCGUCAUUCAGCGCACCUCUGCCCAAGAGUACGUCUACCGGUGAUGACAGUGAUGAUGAUGAUGAUGGCGGCGACGACAGCGAUGAUGACGGUCCAUCCUCAUCCAUUGGCAAGCCUGCCUCCUCAACACGAACUCGAUCUACUCUUACGGCUAUCGCGCCACCUUAUGAGACGCAGACGACAGGGGGCUCUGAGGAAAGGUCCACGACUAGCCGUACGAAAGAAGUAGCGAGCUCUUUCACUACGUCCGUGAUUUUGCCAGAUCAUACCGCGAGUACGACGACAAGGGCUGCAAUGACGAGCACUGCAAGCCCGAGUGGAACAGCUGCAGCUAUUCUAGGGCACGGGGCUGCACAUAGGUUGAGCCCGGCUGGCGAAAAAGCCGUCAUUGCGUCUACGACCAUUGGUGGAUUUGUCAUUCUUCUGGCUCUCGCCUGGUUUCUUUGGCGCUCGGCCAAGCGUAAAUCUGCUGGCAGAAAGCACGUUUGGCCAGCCAGCCGGGACAUGCUUGACGGCCCUCGGCGUAUCUCUAACAGAGUUACCGAUCGAUUUGCAUCCAUGAAAGGCCGCCUCUUGCCAGCCGCCCUUGGCUGGUGUAGCAUUGAUGAGUCCAACGAUGAAAAGGGUCUCGAAAGCGAGAAAGCGGUCCCAAAGCUGGCAUCGAAUAAUGCUGGCUUGUUGGAGAGGAGAUUGGGAUCUAAGACGCCACCUCAGCAUGUGACGGUGAAUUCCUACGGCAUGAUCUUCCGUACGCCGAUCCAUGGCGACUCCAUGUCGGAUAUCCUGGAGCGACCUAAGGUUACACAGCCGCCGGCCACCGCGGUGGCUCAGGAACGAUCUAGGCAGAUGGCGGCAGCCCAUUUGGAGAGCGCAAGAGCGAGCGUGAGCGUGAGUGCAUACAACUCGAGAUCGCAAUCUUUGGCACCUUCGCGCAAGAAUACCCGCAUCAGCGAUGUCUCGUCUUUAUCGUCAGGGUUUGGCGACGGAGACAUAAUCAUCACUCAACCCCCCACUGCUGCUGCCACCUAUGCUGUUACUCCAACUCGAUCCAAUACCUUUGACACAAAUAUUAACCUCAGUGCUGUCAGGACUAGCCCUGAGAGGAAGAGCUUUAACAGCCGAUUCUCCCGCAGCAACAGCAGAGACACCGUCAUGACAAACUCGUCGGAGGACCUGCGUCCCCGAUUCCGCACCGUCUCCUCCUGGGUACAUCAGCAAUCCCGCCGAACGAAGCAGCGAUCCGCGGCGAGGAGGAGUGAAGACCGUGGGAUGCCGACACCUUUGCCAGAGCAAGGAUUUGAUAUGAUGAUGCCUGACGGGGAGGUGCCGAGGAGAGUUGAUUCCUCGCUGUGGAAGGGGAAAUGAGAUGCUGCAUAGCGUGUGAUUUGCUGUUUUGUUCUAGCGGGAGAAGCGAGAGCGACGGAGUUUGUGCAUAAGGAAUAGAAAUGGAUUUUUAAAAGCAACCUUUUCGACAUAAUCUCUGGGGAGAAUUCGGUUGUUACUGAAGCCAUAUAUAAUCACUCAGUUCUAACAGAUCUAUCUGAUCGUAGUCGCUUCUAUGUGUUCAUAUCAGAGUACAAAUAAAAAG
Messenger RNA from Trichoderma asperellum CBS 433.97, 2832 nucleotides. RefSeq lists its product as uncharacterized. The record is from RefSeq and is a predicted model, not a curated record. NCBI's taxonomy places the organism in Eukaryota, Fungi, Ascomycota, Sordariomycetes, Hypocreales, Hypocreaceae.